AGUCACACCAGGAGAGGGACUUAGUGGCACAGAUAGCCGGACACACUAUCCCUUGUCCUUUUCCAGUGAGAGCCCCUCAUCCCUGCAAGGAUGGAGAGCAGGAGCCUGCUUGCCAUGUGCUUUCUGAUGCCCUUCUUGUGCCAGUUGCAUUGCUUAAUGGUUUGGGAUGAGAAUUCUCCAGAAACCCCGGUGUUCUUUCCCUGGAGACAGCGAGGCAGAGGGACUGGCAAGGGACACCGGGUUAAAAGAGCCUGGGUGAUUCCACCAAUUAGCGUGCCUGAGAACUUCAGGAGGAUUCCUAUGCUUCUCGUACAGCUGAAAUCAGACAAACAGCACCAUGGCAGUGUCAUAUACAGCAUUAAAGGGCCAGGGGUGGAUGAAGAACCUCGGGGAAUCUUUACUAUCAACAAAAACACAGGGGAGGUUUACCUCAAUGCCGUUCUGGACCGUGAGAAGAUCGAGCGAUUCAAGCUUGAAGCAUUUGCAGUGGACGAAGGAGGAUCAACGCUAGAGGACCCCACUAAGUUAGAGAUUGUAGUCUUGGAUCAGAAUGACAAUCGUCCAGUGUUUGUGCAAGAAGAGUUUACUGGGCGUCUGCUGGAGGGAGCCAUACCAGGUACAUUUGUUCUCAAAGUAGAAGCCACUGAUGCAGAUGAUCCAAGGACAGACAAUGCUGAACUUAGAUACUCCAUAAUCCAGCAGGAAGCUCCAGAAAUGUUCAGUAUAAACCAGAAUACAGGGGAGAUCAGAACUGUUCAAGUAGGACUGGAUAGAGAGGUAGUUGGAUCGUACAAUUUAACUGUCCAAGUGGCGGAUAUGAUAGGGGAAGGGCUAACCAGCACUGCCAGAGCUAUUAUCAUCAUUGAGGACAUCAAUGACAACCCUCCAGAAUUUAUGCAGGAGUUCUCCAUGGAGGUGCCAGAGAAUAAAAGCAAUUUGGGCAUCGGGAGGGUGAAUGUUACAGACAAAGACCUCCCUGGCUCUGUCAACUGGAGGGUGCGCUACUUCAUCACCAAAGGAGAUUCCAAACAAGCGUUUUCUAUCCAGACUGAUCCACAAACAAAUGAGGGAAUAUUGUUUCUAAUCAAGCCUCUGGACCAUGAGGAGCAAGAAUUCUAUCAGUUGACAAUAUCAGCCGAGAACGAGGCCAAGCUCAGCCCCUCAGCUCCCCGUCCUACUCGCUCCCAAACCCAAGUGAACAUCACUGUGAAAAACCUAAAUGAGCCUCCAGUUUUCUUGGAGAACCCCAAGGUGGUGAGAGUGAAAGAGAGGCUGGCUGCAGGGAGUGAGAUCACUGUAUAUACAGCAGUUGAUCCAGAUAACAAGCUAACACAAAAGAUCAGAUAUUCUCUUGUGUCUGAUCCCGCAAAUUGGUUAAGUCUGGAUGAAAAUUCUGGGCAGCUCCGUGCAAGAUACUUACUAGACAGAAAGUCUCCUUUCCUACAGCGGGGAUGGUACACGGCUCUGAUUGCUGCAACUGACAAUGCUGUCCCCCCACUGAGUUCUACUGGGACACUGUCUGUGGAAGUGCAGGAAGUAAAUGAUCAGGCCCCCGUCCUCCUGUCACACUCUGGUGAUUUGUGCAAGAAUUCCCAACAAGGCAACGGGAUGCUGCUACUGAGUGCCACUGAUGAGGAUUUGCCCCCACAAGCCCAUCCAUUCCACUUUCAGCUGGACCCAUCAUUCACAGAGCUGACAAGUAACUGGAGUCUAAGCCCUGUCAAUGAUACUCAUGCGUUACUCCAGCUUAUGGCAGAUGUGCAAGAUGGUGUCUAUACACUGCCCCUCUGGGUGUCUGACUCAGGGAACCCUCCUCUUGCUCAAGUCCAGUUCCUGAAUGUGUCUGUGUGCCUGUGUGAUGCUCUGGGUACCUGCAAGGGUAAUGCUGUGGCUCUGUUUGGCUCUGGAACAGGAAUAAGCCUCACCGCUCUCAUCAUCAUCAUGAGCAGCAUCGCCCUCCUGUUGGUGUUGGUUCUGUUACUGCUCCUGUUCCGCUGCUCCCGGCCCGGCCAUGUACACAAGGGCCUACUCGCUGACUCUGAGGAUGAUGUCAGAGAUAAUAUUUUUAACUACGAUGAGCAAGGUGGAGGAGAAGAAGAUCAGGAUGGUUAUGACAUGAUGCGGCUUAGGAACCCUGGGUUGUCAGUUCCUCCUUCCCCCAGGCUGAAACCACCAAUCCGCAGGGAUACCCCCUACAACCAGACUUUACCUCGCUACCCACGCAGACCAACUGAUCGCCCUUCAGAUAUAGCAGACUUUAUACAGGAUGUAAGUGUCUCUCCUACCUUAACAAUUAUACUCAUGUCUCCAGGCCAUAAUAACAGCACGUUCUUCAUAUAUCUCUACAGGGACUGCAAGCUGCUGACUCAGACCCGAGUGCUCCCCCAUACGACACAGCUCUCAUUUAUGACUAUGAAGGGGAGGGAUCGGUGGCUGGAACUCUCAGCUCCAUUUUGUCCAGUGAAGAUGACAGUGACCAGGAAUAUGACUAUUUGCAUGAAUGGGGGCCGCGAUUCCGCCGGCUGGCAGACAUGUAUGGCCACCAAUGAGCCUCCUAGAAUCCAGAAGAGACUGCUAUAA
Messenger RNA from Xenopus laevis (African clawed frog), 2580 nucleotides. RefSeq names its product cadherin 15 L homeolog (gene cdh15.L). Gene Ontology annotation, cellular component: adherens junction; plasma membrane; catenin complex. The transcript is spliced from 13 exons. NCBI's taxonomy places the organism in Eukaryota, Metazoa, Chordata, Amphibia, Anura, Pipidae. The coding region runs from base 91 to 2580 and encodes 829 amino acids. Gene Ontology annotation, biological process: homophilic cell-cell adhesion; cell-cell adhesion; cell-cell junction assembly. The record is from RefSeq and is a predicted model, not a curated record. Gene Ontology annotation, molecular function: cadherin binding; calcium ion binding; beta-catenin binding.